Messenger RNA from Elgaria multicarinata webbii, 1664 nucleotides. RefSeq names its product KRR1 small subunit processome component homolog (gene KRR1). NCBI's taxonomy places the organism in Eukaryota, Metazoa, Chordata, Lepidosauria, Squamata, Anguidae. Gene Ontology annotation, molecular function: RNA binding. Gene Ontology annotation, cellular component: nucleolus; small-subunit processome. The record is from RefSeq and is a predicted model, not a curated record. The transcript has 10 exons. The coding region runs from base 12 to 1157 and encodes 381 amino acids.
GCAGACGCGGCAUGGCGGCCCCCGAGAAAGCCGAGCGUGGGAAGGGGAGCGCCGAGAUCCGGACCCCCACCGCCGCUCUCAAGCAGACGAGCAAAGAUGAAUCUGAACUUCUCACUGUUCCUGAUGGAUGGAAAGAGCCAGCCUUUACAAAGGAAGAUAAUCCCAGAGGGCUUCUGGAAGAAAGCAGCUUUGCAACUCUUUUCCCCAAAUACAGAGAGGCUUAUCUGAAAGAAUGCUGGCCCCUAGUACAGAAAACUUUGAAUGAACAUCACUUAAAUGCAGCUUUAGACCUAAUUGAAGGAAGCAUGACUGUCAGCACAACAAAGAAGACAUUUGACCCAUAUAUAAUCAUCAGAGCCAGAGAUUUAAUAAAGCUCCUAGCAAGAAGUGUUCCAUUUGAGCAGGCUGUACGCAUCCUUGAAGAUGACGUUGCAUGUGACAUCAUUAAAGUAGGGUCCCUGGUCAGAAACAGAGAAAGAUUUAUAAAAAGAAGACAGAGGCUUAUUGGUCCCAAUGGAUCUACUCUCAAGGCUCUAGAACUGUUAACUAACUGCUACAUCAUGGUUCAGGGGAACACUGUUUCAGCUCUUGGACCCUUUAACGGCUUAAAAGAGGUUAGGAAAGUAGUUCUGGAUACAAUGAAGAAUAUUCAUCCCAUAUAUAACAUCAAGACUCUGAUGAUUAAAAGAGAGUUGUCAAAAGAUCCUGAAUUAAGAUUGCAGAGCUGGGAACGGUUUUUACCUAAAUUCAAACACAAGAAUUUGAAUAAACGGAAGGAACCAAAGAAGAAAAAUGUCAAGAAGGAAUAUACUCCCUUCCCACCUCCACAACCAGAAAGUCAGACUGAUAAGGAAUUGGCAACUGGUGAAUAUUUCUUGAAAGAAAGUCAAAAGAAGCGUAAGAGAGUAGAGGAGAUAAAGGCAAAACAAGCAGAGGCACUUAGUAGGAGACAAGAGGAGAGAAAUAAAGCUUUUAUUCCACCCAAGGAAAAGCCAGUUGUAAAACCAAAGAAAGCUUCUGCUGAAACAAAAAUUGACAUUGAAGCUAUUAAAGAAAAGGUUAAAAAAGCAAAGAAGAAGAAGCUGGGUGCACUUCCAGUAGAAGAAGUUAAGUUAAAAAUUGCAGUGGAUGAUAAGAAGAAGAAGAAAAAGAAAUGAUCUUUGAAGUUGUUGUGCUGAGCUGUUUCCAAGGAGGAAGAUUCCAUAAACUCCAGAUUUAUAACUGACUUUAUUUAUGUUGUCAUAUUUCUGCUGCAAAUCAAAAACCAUAAGCCUCACAUUCUCUAAUGGUUGAAAAACAGCAGUUCCCAGGCUUACAUAAAGUAAAAUGGACAGCUUAUUCUGUUGCAUUCUGAACCAUACGAGUAAUGUUUGCAGAUUUACAGUAUCCAUUAGAAUAAGCUGGUGAUUUAAUGCUUUUUUGGCAUGAAGAUUUCUAGCAUAUACACAACAACCACAGGGGGGGAUUUGUACAAUGUAUGAAUAUUGCCAGGACAUAUUUGACAUUAUUUGUGAUAUUGUUGUAUAUGAUUCUGUUGUAUGUGAUUGCUGCUCUGAUAAAUUGCAAGAGGAAAUAGGUUUUCUUUGGAAAGGUGUUAGCACAAAUGUAACCUGUUUUCUAUUUUAGGUCUACCAAGAUUACAUAAAGUAUUUUGUAUAUAUGUU